AUGAACCAAUCAUGUAUGGGUCACUGUAACCCAGCAAAAAUGUACGGCGAUACAUACCAGUACUUAAGCGAAAACCUUAUGCAGCCUGUUGUAAAUGAAGUGUAUAAUGAUUUAAAAACGAUCACACCAGCUAACACGAUAAUGAAUAACCAGAGUGUUAAUGCGAUGUCUGCAUCACAAGGACAAACCAAUACGCAGCUCACGCAAAAUAAAGACAGCAGAAAUCUUGAAAUUACCCCUAACAGCAACCAAAGUUUUAAUUUAAAUCCAAGAAUGGAAGGUCAUAUGAACGGGAUGGGCCCUCACCUAGUAAAUAUGAUGAUGAGUGGAAACAAAAUGAAAGCAAACAACAUACAAGGGGAAACAGGUUCCUUAACGCAGCCCAUGGUUAUUGAUGCGCCUCAAUCACCUCAUGGAAAAGUGGGAGUUAUGCCGUUACCUGUCCAAACGAACAUGUAUCAAGGUGGUGAUAGACAAGUGCACACGUUUAAUCAACACCAUGACAAUAAUCAAGGGAAUUUAGGUAACCAAAUGCAAGGUGCAAAUCAAAAUAAAUUAUCAAUGCCAAAUGUGAAUUCCAAUUAUAGGGUUCAACCAAUGGCGCCACAUCCGAAGCAUUUUGGACAACAUACCCAAGGUAUUGCUAAAUUUAAUGAGAUGUUCCCUGGUGUAACGCAAAAUUUAGGCGGGGAUUUAGGUUUUGAUCCUAUGGCAAUAGCUGUACAAAUGAAUCCUGCCAAUCAAAAACGAGCUGCCUUUGAUACAAUGCAUAGGAUAAUGAAUAAUAAUAAUUCGGGAGUAAAUAGUAAUUUUAAUCCAACACAAACAGAACAACAACCUGUUGUAGAGACGGGGUCAGAAGUAACACAUAUGUUUGCUACUAAUUUAGCGCCAUCAAAUGUAAAUCCAAAUCAUGUAUACCAAAAUAACAUUUCCAAGCCCUUAAAUGAUCAUAUGGUUACAAAUAAGCAGAUCAUACAAAACGAGGACCAGUCAAAUUAUUCGUAUAAUGAAGGAAUCAAAUCAUAUCCACAAGCUUGUGAGACGCUGACAUCAACUUCAGGAAUUCAUCAACAACCAGGGCAACAGCAACAACAAUUACAAGGGCUUGAUCAACAAUAUAUGCAACAACAACAAAUGACAAAUAAUUUGAUAGAUCCAAAUGCUGAUGCACCGAAUAAUCUUUUAUCAAAAAAUAAAGAAAUGCAAAAUACGCCUACAAUUCAGAUGCAACAACUGAUGUUAAAUUCACGACCUUUAUCAGAGUCUGUUCCAAUGCCUAACACACCGCAGAAAAUAGUGAAAGAACCGGUUUUCCCAGCUUCUACUUCUCAAAAUCAACCUAUGUCGCAUCUAAAGCAGCCAGUAAGCUAUACAUACAAUACUUUAGGCCAACCAAUUGAAAUGCUACCAGCAGAGAUUUAUCACACUAAAGAUCCAGGCGGCCCUCAAACGUUAUCCCCUCUUGACAUCCCCUCAAAACCCAAGGAUCCUAAAAUAUUUAGCAACGUUAAAUCAACUGUGAGCAAGACUUCAAUAAUGGGAAAUCGCUCCAUCGGGAAAUAUCCAAGCAGAAGUCAAUUACAAAAUACCCAUAAGCAGUAUAAAGGCUCUCAGUCUCUUACAAAUCACAAUAUCUCAGGUUAUAAGGAAGGAGCUUCUUAUUCACAAGAUCAAUUUAAAAUUCCUCAACAAAGAACAGAAAGAGUUGCACCCAAUCCUCAAAUAGUAGAAAAAAUUGGAGGUGAUACAUUACUGGAUGCUGAAAGUAAUCAAAAUUCACAAAGAAAAACAGAAAAAUUACCAGAUCUAAUUGGCGAUGUUCCUCACAGUAAUCAAAUCCAGGAUAAUGGAAUGCCAGAAUCGAUGUCAAUAAGAAAACCCAAAGCUAGAAAUGGCUUGCAAGAUAUGGUUUAUACAUCGUAUCCUUCUUCAGCUGCUUGGUCUUUCCACGGCCAUACUCGGCCACCUCUUUCAGUUGGAGGUCGUGUUAAAACUAGAUUUUGA
Molecule: messenger RNA, 2007 nt
Organism: Parnassius apollo (apollo)
Lineage: Eukaryota; Metazoa; Arthropoda; Insecta; Lepidoptera; Papilionidae
Source: the annotation of a GenBank genome assembly